Molecule: messenger RNA, 5773 nt
Organism: Mus caroli (Ryukyu mouse)
Lineage: Eukaryota; Metazoa; Chordata; Mammalia; Rodentia; Muridae
Gene: B3galt2
Product: beta-1,3-galactosyltransferase 2
Biological process (GO): protein O-linked glycosylation
Cellular component (GO): Golgi membrane
Molecular function (GO): N-acetyl-beta-D-glucosaminide beta-(1,3)-galactosyltransferase activity
Source: RefSeq, a predicted model, not a curated record
AAUUCUGCUCUGUCAGAGACAGCAUCUGUCAAGCCCACAUUUAAACUGCUGCCUGCCUGUGCAGCACAGAAGAACCGUGCAUUUCACAUUACAGACUAAAACCCCAGGAAAACAGCUCAAAAAAUCCUUCCUGCAGCUGCCAGGCAAUCACGACGGAGAAAGGCAAAGCCUUUUUUUUUCCCCCAAUGCAACUGAAACACUAAACCACAGCUCUGCUGCUUAACAUUGCAGCUCAGCGCUAUUACUAGAAAUAUGGAUACUGAGAAGAGAAUACAGCACUGCAUUGUCCAGCCGGGAAUACAGCAGAUGUAAAGAGCUUCAAUGCAUCAACUGUCGGAAAGAGUCAACUGUGCACCAAAUACAACAGACAGCUACAGCUCUUUUGUUUAGUGAAAGAGAGAAAAUGAAAGAAAGGAAAAAUCUCUGAAGACUAUAGGAUAUAGACAUAUGAACAAGAAGGGUAACUUGAAGACACCCCGACAGAUGGACACUUUGGAUACUGUGAAAAGCAAUCACAGGAGGCAGACUGUUGGGGGAUGUGCGCAUGUUCGAUAGCAUCGUUUUUUGCUGAAGUGAUGGCGUGCCAAAAGUAUUUUCAGUAGACAUAAUCCUCUCCAUCUAAUGCUCUGACCAAGAAAGAAAGAAUGACAUCGAGGGACGUGUAUCUGAACCAGAAAACGAUGAGUCAAGAACAGUAUUGAUUCAGGGACAGAACAACAGUGUUUUUGGCCACAGACAUCUGUUACUAUUACUGGAUAUUUACAACAUGCUUCAGUGGAGAAGACGACACUGUUGCUUUGCAAAAAUGACCUGGAAUACUAAGAGGUCUCUGUUCCGGACUCACCUUAUGGGUAUACUUUCUCUAGUGUUUCUUUUUGCUAUGUUUUUGUUUUUCAAUCAUCAUGACUGGUUACCAGGUAGACCAGGAUUUAAAGAAAAUCCUGUGACAUACACUUUCCGAGGAUUUCGUUCUACAAAAAGUGAGACAAACCAUAGCUCCCUUCGGAACAUCUGGAAAGAAGUAGCUCCUCAGACUUUGAGGCCUCAAACAGCAAGUAACUCCAAUAACACAGAGCUAUCACCACAAGGAGUUACAGGACUAGAGAACACUCUCAGUGCCAAUGGAAGCAUUUAUAAUGAAAAAGGUACUGGACAUCCAAACUCUUACCAUUUCAAAUAUAUUAUCAAUGAGCCUGGAAAAUGUCAAGAGAAAAGUCCAUUUUUAAUACUAUUAAUAGCUGCAGAACCUGGACAAAUCGAAGCAAGAAGAGCUAUACGGCAAACUUGGGGCAAUGAAACUUUAGCACCUGGCAUCCAAAUUACACGGGUUUUUUUGUUGGGCAUAAGUAUUAAGCUAAAUGGCUAUCUUCAACAUGCAAUUCAAGAAGAAAGCAGACAGUAUCAUGAUAUAAUUCAGCAGGAAUACUUAGAUACAUACUAUAAUCUGACCAUUAAAACACUAAUGGGUAUGAACUGGGUUGCAACAUACUGUCCACAUACUCCCUAUGUUAUGAAAACGGACAGUGACAUGUUUGUCAACACAGAAUAUUUAAUACACAAGUUACUAAAGCCAGACCUGCCUCCUAGACAUAACUAUUUUACUGGCUAUCUAAUGAGAGGAUAUGCACCGAACAGAAACAAAGACAGUAAGUGGUACAUGCCACCAGACCUUUACCCAAGUGAGCGCUAUCCUGUCUUCUGCUCAGGAACUGGUUAUGUGUUUUCUGGGGAUCUGGCAGAGAAGAUAUUUAAGGUUUCUUUAGGUAUCCGUCGUUUGCACUUGGAAGAUGUAUAUGUAGGGAUCUGUCUUGCCAAGUUGAGAGUUGAUCCUGUGCCCCCUCCCAAUGAGUUCGUGUUCAAUCACUGGCGAGUUUCUUAUUCAAGCUGUAAAUACAGCCACCUAAUUACCUCUCAUCAGUUCCAGCCUAGUGAACUGAUAAAAUACUGGAACCAUUUACAACAAAAUAAGCACAAUGCCUGUGCCAAUGCAGCAAAGGAAAAGGCAGGCAGGUAUCGACACCGCAAACUACACUAGAAGACUAUUUUUGUUCAAAUGUGGAGUCUGUAAAUAUUGCUUAAAGCAUGUAUAGUUAAAAACUUGAUUAUAUACAUAGGACAAGUUUUAGUUCAACUCAUCACAUAAAGGAAUUCAAAGCUAUUUUUUAAAUUUCUGGAUAAGAUAAUUCAUACAAUUGCAAAUUAUGACAAAAAGGUAUCCCAAAAGAGUCUAUUUAAAUAACUGUAUGAGGAGAUUCUCUAUAUUAACAUGCAAUAAUAAGCAUGCAUACAUAAAUGGUUCAAGUCUUACAUUAGGGACCAAUACAAUGUAUCUGCAUACAUUUUCUAUAUAAAUCUUAAUAAAUGAAGACAGUAAAAAGAUUCCUAGAUUUACUUUUGAUUUCACCAUAUAACUAAAUGUAAAUAAGACAGUACUAUUGAUUUUAAAGGAACUUUGUAAUUGUGCAAAGAACAAAUUUUCUGACCUGACUCAGUUGCAAUAAGAUUUAGUUAAGUUAUUCCAUAAACUCAUUCAUAGCAUUCAGGUGUUUGAGCAAUGCAAUUCUCAUUCAAGAAUAUACUUUUAAAAAUAAUUUAUAAUUAUUUUAAUUUCUUUUAUUAAUACUUAUCUAUACUGGGAAAAUUAUUUUGACAUGAUGUGAUAAAUGUGAAAAAUUAAUGUGUCUCAGGCUCAAGUUUUUAUAAAAUGAAUUAUUAAAGGUAUCAAAAUAGAUGAUAAAUUUUGUUUCCUCAUUGGUAUUAAGGGUCAAGCCCAUAUUUCAAUGGAUUUUGCCUUUAAAAUAUGACACUCUUGGGGAGUGCUUUUAUCUUCAACUAUACCUGACUUAAAGUAUGUCUGUAAAAUAGAAUCAUAUUCCUCUAGCUGAAAUACAAGUAGUAACAUAACAGCACAGGGGGGAUGUGCGGUUUUAAAUAUGGAAGAAAAAAAUGAAUAGAGGUAGUAGUUUCAUUCAAUGUAUUUUAAAGUUGUAUAUCUGCCAAACAGCGAGAUAUAGGAAAAGUUUAUAUUCUGAGAGCAGUGUACGUAAGACAACAUUUAAUCAUUUUAUGGCACUUAUUUCUUUCUCUCAGUGUCAAGUUUGUAAACCUUCGGUUUUUAAUUUGGUAGAUGACAAAUAUUUGCAUCACCAAUUCAAACCAUUUAGGGAAUGGUGGGGAGAAAGCUACGUAUGUUUGAUAACCAUUUGCUUUUAGAAUGGACAAUAUACUUAAUGCACUUUAAUCAAGGUACUAUUGGUUUUUAAAAGGUAAACAACAAAGCCCUGAACUAAAUGCUAUACAAAUGUUCUCAUAUUUCAUUUGGCCCUAUCAUGAACUGUAACAUCAAUAAACACAAGCCCAGUAACUUUGAAACUUAGUGUAUCCUAUGAAUAUUUAUGAAUUUUAAUUAAGUCAGAAUAUCUCCUAUCAGAAUUCUAAUAAUCGUUUUUAUCACUAAAUCUAGUAUGAAAGGAUAAAUUGACAGAUGCACAAAAAGCUUUAUUUGUUAGUAAUACAGAGUUCUACUUAUAUUAAAUGUAUAGCUCAUUUUUUAAAUAAGAAGCCUAAGUAUUCUAUUCCACACCAAAUGGUUAUGAAUAAUCAGCUAUAAAACAGAUCCAGCUCUUAGCUAAUGUUUAUUUUUUACUUAAUUUAGUCUAUGUAAUUGUAGUGAACAGAAUUUCCUCACAAAAAGACAUACACAGAGGACAACACCAAACCACACCAGUGAUCAAAGACAGAGAGAGACCCUGUCAGUGUACUUGAGUCUCUCUGAUAUCACAAAGGUUUAAAAUGAAAAUGGGAAGUAUGUAUGUUUGUGAGCGUUCCUGCACAAGUAUGUAAACAAAAAGAGAACUCAUAAGUGAUAUUUUAAAACUAUUAAUAGUAUAGGAUUACUGGGAUUAAAAUACUGACUUAAAAAACACAGAGUUCUUAAAAAUACUUAGGUGCUUACUAAAAUUAUUUCUAUUAAUUUGAAAAGAUAAUUUAAUCAUGGUCUGAGUCCUCAGAGAGCAUUAAACCAGUCAAGUUAUUAAUGUCUAAAGUCUGUACUUUUGACUUUGGGAGAACACACAGUAGCAUAGCUUCAGCACUGGAAAAUAAGGCAGGAGGAAAGAGAGUUCAAGGCAAUUUUAGGUUAAACAAUAAAAUCCUAAGAAAACCAUCAAACCUUACUUUAAAAUAAAAAUUCUAUUAUUAAUUUAUUUUUACAUUUAAUUUUCAAUAAUAUAAAUGCUAACUUUAUAAGCUGCUAUAUAAUGUCUCACCAGUUGUUAAUUAUAUCUUGUUUACCUUAGUACUAUGAAAUUUUUAUAUAUAAGAAAUGUUUGAAAAUGACUAUUAUUAUAUUGAUUUGACCAAAAGAAAGUUUACAGAAUCAACUGUGUAACACUAAACUCAAAAUGUUAAUAGACAUUUCAGAAGGAAAAUGCAAAUUUCAGUAUUUACAACAUUAGUUUGUUUGAAAUAAAAUUAGAAGUAAUUAAAUUCUUCAACAAUAAAUAAUUUGCAUUUCCUUAAUGUCUUUCAUGCAUAAAUACAUAAGCACAUACACCUAAUUGGAACUUUUUAAAUACCUGAUUCCCCCCCCCCAAAAAAAUAAUAAUAAAAUACCAAUAACAAUACCGCACGCACACUAUUUACUGACUGUGGAAGCAAUGUAUCUGGAACUGUUAAAAGUACCCUUAUUGCUUUAUACAAUACAUUUAGCACUAAAAGAUAAAAGACUCAUACAAGAGGUUAAAUACAUUAAAUCACAAGGCUAGUAAUGAAAGGCUUCCACCUCAGAGGUCAUGCUCUUAUCCACUAUUAUGAUGUUCUACUAUGAAUUUCAUUUAUGGCAGAAGCUAAUAGUUCUACAAAACCAAGCACAAUUGGCUCAUCCCACUAUGCCUCAUUCUCUACUUAUUCUCUUUGGCCAGGCCCACAGAUCUCACAGCCACUGUUCACUCACUGGCACAUGGCAUCAGGUGUUAGGGAUACAUAAGAAAAGGUAAAGGAAAAGACAUUUGGUCCCUUGGUUGUUUGCUCUUCUCCUCUGCAAAUAUUUGUAAAUGGUAACUUUAAUUUUGAAAAAUUGUGCACACUGCUGUUUUAGGCCCUGGGUUACAUCUGCUAAUAGUAGGCAAGUGACACUUAGAAAUUUCACAACUGUAAUUGUAGCAGACAAAUACAGCAGUGCAUAGAUUUACCCAUUGGACCAGUUCUCAGCUACUGAUCUGUGGUAGGGCCAAUGCCAACUCACCUGAUUAAAUCUAGCCAGGAGUGGUGGCACAUACCUUUAAUCCCAGGCAGAAGCAUGGUGGAUCUCAGUGUGUUCAAGGCCAAGCCUGGUCUGCAUAGCAAAUUCAAAGAUAGUUGGCGCUGCAUAAUAAAGAGAUCAUAUCUCAAGAACAAACAAACCAAAGAUACUACCAUGCCUUUUCCUAGGUACCCAAAUAGUGGAAAAGAGAACUGACUCACACAAAUUGUCCUCUGACCAUUAUAAGUGUGCACCAAGACACCUGUGCACGCACGCACACACACGCACACACACACAACAUAAGUAAAUGAAAUAAAAAUAUUUAAAGAAAAAAAACAGAUGCCAGAUGAUAUAAAAUUCAAUAUUAAUUACUCAAGCACCUACUCUCAAGAUUUUUAAUGACUACUUUAUUAAUUCAUUGUAGUCAGAAAGAGAAUCCAAAGUGAAGAUGAACAUAAAGGUUAUUCAUAACUAAGCAAAACUAAUUUCUACCAAUAUUAAAGGCAAGCAGGGUAUGGAGAAGCCUACUUA